AUUUUCAGCUGGAUAUUGGCUAAAAAUUAAUGCUGAUUAUCUUGCUGCACUGGGUUCGGUCGUUUUCUCAGGAAAAAAAGUUUUAUCCCUUUUUUGUCGAAAUCUUUUCGGAUGUUUGAAUGAGUGAAUCGGCGAUAUGCUGGGUGAAAGACUCGUUUUUAAAAUUAUAUUUGCUGUGGGGCUAUUUUUUAUUGCACAAGUAGCAAUUUUUUGGAUGCAAUUACAAAAUUUGGAUGAAAAGAAAUAUAUACUUGUUGCGGAAAUCGACACUUUGCUGAGGAAACGAGAAGAGUUGAAUAAAAAGAUUUGGAUGCAAGAAAAGGAAACCUAUCGUAUGGAGGGGAAGUUGCAGCGAAUUGAUAGUUUAGUUCGUGAUCGAAUACCGCUGGCGGAAAUACGCAAAGACCUUCCAUUUAUUUAUUUUAUAACGCCAACUUAUCGAAGACUGACACAGAAAGCUGAUCUCAUCCGCCUAGCGCAAACAUUGACGUAUGUGCCCAACUUAUACUGGAUUGUAGUCGAGGAUGCGAAUAAUACAUCUCCAUUCAUCGCCGAAAUUUCCAAAAGAUAUCGUAUUAGAUUUGCUCACCUUUAUGCGCUCACACCUCAGGAAAAGAAACCAAAUGAAGCAGAUCCGAACUGGAAAAUUGCGAGAGGAGUAGUUCAGCGAAAUAAAGCUCUCAUGUGGUUGAGGAAGAAUUUGGACAGAUCCAGGAGAGGAAUUGUGUAUUUCGGUGAUGAUGACAAUACCUAUGAUUGGAGAUUAUUUGAUGAAAUGCGAUCCAUAGAAAGAGUGGGGGUGUGGCCAGUGGGCCUCGUUGGUGGUUUAAUUGUUGAGACGGCAAAGCUUUCAGAAGAUAAGAAUAUAUCAUUCAAUUCACUGUGGAAGCCAGAACGACCAUUUCCUAUCGAUAUGGCGGCGUUUGCCAUCAAUUUAUCUUUGGCACUUGAUGCUAAUGCAUUCUUUACAUAUGACGUACCCCGUGGUUAUCAGGAGUCUUAUUUUCUUACUGCUUUGGGUUUGAAACGAAACGAUUUGGAAUUGAAGGCUAAUGGUUGUACGAAGGUAUAUGUUUGGCAUACUAGAACGGAGCGAACCCUUCUUUUGCAGAGAGAAAAAGUGAAAGUUUGGCGAGGCUCAUUAAAUGAUGUUGAAACCGAUGCUCUCUAUUAAUUACGGGCUAUUUGCAAUUUUCGGCUCUUCGUUCAUUUUCGUUACAAUUUCGAUUUUCGAUUUUUCUUUCACAAUUCAGUAUUUCGGAGUUCAAAUCGGUUACAUUUUAUCAUUGUUGCUGUGUUGUUUACAUAAAUCGUUUAUGUAUCAUUUCAGUAAGAGUAUUCCAUGCCUGCAUCGUAGCCUUAUGAUUUUAAUCUAUGGCUAACUUUCAAGUCCAUGAUUUACAUAUAAUUUACUUCAUUAGUCAUUUGGUCGCAUUUUACCAUUGCUUUUGGUCAAAAAUUAUAAAGAUGAAUUAAUCAUAGCAUGUGUGUACCUUAACCGUAAUCGAAUAGGACUCUAUUAUACUUAAAUUACUUGGGCAAUAAAAAAUUCAAAACCAUAUUCUACUCAGAAUUUCCCAUUUUAUUGAGUCUUCUUCCAGUCUAUUUGCAUAAAUUAUCCAUGCUAAACAAAGAACAAAGAAUACUAAAUCAAUGCUCAAGGAGUACUAGGUCAUUACAAUGUAAUUUGAGGGUUAUACACAUUUCAGGUUGAUAUUUCCUGCACAGGUAUUUUGUGGUUGGUUCAUGUUUUAUGUCUUUUUGUAAUACUUCUACAUUUUCUGUUUUGUUCUUUUAGUUUGGCUUCAGUUAAUUUUGCUUUUCUUUUAGGAGAAAUCGACACUUUGAAAUAAAACGGAAAAGUCUAAGCAUUUUCUGGCUCUUCAGGACCGUAAUGAUUCAAAAAUUUCUAUGCAUUCUAUACCAGUUAGUGUAGUGUAGUAGUUCAUGC
Molecule: messenger RNA, 1951 nt
Organism: Loa loa (African eye worm)
Lineage: Eukaryota; Metazoa; Nematoda; Chromadorea; Rhabditida; Onchocercidae
Product: gactosylgalactosylxylosylprotein 3-beta-glucuronosyltransferase
Exons: 6
Coding region: 137-1174 (345 amino acids)
Biological process (GO): carbohydrate metabolic process; chondroitin sulfate proteoglycan biosynthetic process
Cellular component (GO): Golgi membrane
Molecular function (GO): galactosylgalactosylxylosylprotein 3-beta-glucuronosyltransferase activity
Source: RefSeq, a predicted model, not a curated record